AUGGUUUCUAACCGUGAGUUUGCCGUCCUUGCCGUGGGUAUCCUCGCUGGCUUUACCAUUGCACUCUCGCUCUCGUGGUCGUGGUCGGCCAAGGUGGCUUCGCCCGUCGCUGCUGCAGAGGCUAGUGUCGAUGGGUUGAGCGCAGGGUACUCGGGCUACAAGUUCGGACACGGCCUACCGUAUCCGGUGGGAAUGGACAACGAUGCGCCGCUGCCGCUGGCGGAUCUCGACUCUAUGUGCACCGCGCCACCGCAGGGCUUGCCACGGGGCAAGGGCGAUGGCAAGCGUCGGUUCAUGCUGCUCACGGUGGUGGCCGGCAUGGAGAGGCUGUUUAAGAACUACCUGGCGCACGUCUCGCGUCUUGAUCUGCCGCAUCGCGUAGCUGCGCUGGACAACACAACACUGGCGAUGGCGCGCAAGUAUGCGGCGGCCGGUCGCGGUGAGUUUGCGGCGUAUCGGCUGGACCUGGAGCUCGACUCGGGCGGGCGGCAGGAGCGCAACUCGUCUUUCGACUUCAAGGGCCGAUUUGCGCUUGCUUGGGUUGGUGAGGCGCUCCGCUGGCUCUGCGCCGGCUUUGAUGUCUUCCUCACUGACAUCGACGUUGUAUGGAAGGCCGAUCCACGAGACUUUCUCUACUGCACUGGCAGAAACUGCGUCAACGGUGGCCUCGCCGCCGCAGAUGUGGCUUGGACCUCGGACAAUCUCGGCAUCGGCAUCGACACCAGCCUAGGUGCCGAGGGCUCGAUGCACGGCCAGUACAACACCGGCAUGGUCUUGCUUCGGGCGACGCCGGCUGGCAUCGGCAUGGUCCGGCACUGGCUCGCAGCUGCGCAGGAUGGCCUGACCAAGACUGGCAGGUACGACUUUGUGCGGACGCACCAGGAGGCCUUCAAUCGCAUUGUCAACCCAAUGCAUAAUGACAACAUUAUCCGCGAUGUGGUGGAAGGCGGGCCGCCGCGGACGGUGACUCGGACAAUCGAGGCUCGCGACGACGUGAGCCUGCCGCGUGUCGACCUCGUUGCUGGCCUCUUGCCACUCGGCGGCUUUCUCUCGGGCCACACCGCAUUUGUGCAGCAGAUGGCGUACGGGCGUCGCAAGCUGCUUGACGCGCCGUUUCCGGCCUUUGCCAUCCACGCCACCUAUACUCGCACUAACUCGGCGCGCGGCAAGGAAUACCGGUUUGCCGAGGCCGGCGAGUGGAUCGCUCGCGACACUGACUGGCCGCUGCCGGCGCAGUCUGUCACCUUUUCCUUUGGCCCGUCUCGGGUCCCCGGCGUGAACGCGACGACGGUCGGCGCCGAGGCACACAUCCGCUCGAUCCGUGAGCAGCUGCGUGACAUCCGCAACGCACUAGUCCUCGCCGGCGCCCUCAAGCGGACGCUCGCCAUACCGCGCGCCACCUGCCACUGCGACGUGGCAUCCAUGGACAACAUCAUGGCAGCAGGCUGCCGCUUCCCGGGCUCCAACCAGGUCAUUGAUGACAAGGACGUCCGCGCUGACUUUGUCCCCUUUGCCUGUCCGCUCGACCACAUCAUGGACACCGCCAUGGCCACCGGCCCGCUCGCCCUCGAGCGUGGCAUUCACAUCCGCCCGCUCGAUCCGGCCGGCGAGGCGCCCGACGCGGUCCUCGACGCCGCGCCGCUCGAGGCUGCAGGCAAGCUCCCGCUCCAGCCAGGUGAUCUGCUCCGCACCCUCUCCGCCGCAGUCAAGGUCACGGCUGGCGCGGACUCGGCCAAGCUGCUGGACGUCACGCCGUGGAUCGCGAUCCUCGAUGGCCUGCGCCCGCUUGUCGUCCCCGAUGACGUUGCGGCGGACCAGCGAGGCCCUGCACGCAAGCUCGCGGACUGGGCCGCCACGCACGCCGACUUUGUGGUCUCCACCAACAACUGGUGCACCGAGUGCUUUCCCAAGCCCUGCCACGAGUGGUUUCCGCCGGGCGUGCUCGACGAGUUUGCCGGCAGAAUCCACCCGACCCGUGAGACCGAGGAGCUUGUAUGCAUCGAUCUCAUGACGGAUGCUGUCGGCAAGACGCCCAUCACUAGCCGGCCUUGA
This is a messenger RNA of Thecamonas trahens ATCC 50062, 2052 nucleotides long. Its product is annotated as glycosyltransferase family 77 protein. Gene Ontology annotation, biological process: cell wall pectin biosynthetic process. The record is from RefSeq and is a predicted model, not a curated record. Gene Ontology annotation, cellular component: Golgi apparatus. Bases 1 to 2052 code for a protein of 683 amino acids. The transcript is spliced from 3 exons. Gene Ontology annotation, molecular function: arabinosyltransferase activity. NCBI's taxonomy places the organism in Eukaryota, Apusomonadida, Apusomonadidae.